AUGAAAAAGUAAAGUGAGAAUGAAAGGAUUGCUUAAUAAAUAUAUUCUUCUUAGAUGUAGAAAUUGUAGGGAAAGAUAUAAGAAAAGAAACUCACUAAAGUAUUGUCAAAAUAGCAAUUUGAGAGCCAAUCAUAAAAUAUCUCGAAUAACAACAGUCCUGUAAUGGGACGUUAAAAGUCGUAUGAAAAUUUAUAGAAGGUGAAUAGAACAUUCAUAAAUCCAACUCUUCAGGUGUCACAACAAAAAUUGAGUAGCAUAUUAAAUGUUAUGGCAGGCUAACAGACGAAACCUAAAAUAUAAAGUUUAUUUAAUAAUGAAUUAAUGGAUACUGUAAAGAUCACUCAUAAAUUACGUAAGAAUUAAUCAAUGAUCUAAAUUGAUUAACAAUCACCAUAAUUAACUAAGAAUUCAUCAUUUCAUCGUCCUAAUUCAAGUGUCAAAAUAAAGAAUAGUAACAGUAUAUCUUAUGAAUAAUCAUAACUGUAAAAAAUUAAAGAUAAUAUAAAAUAACUAUUAUAAGAGAGAGAUAUUAAUUGUUAAUAAGAUUAAAAAGAGAUAGCAUUCAUGAUUAAACUAAAUUAAUCAUUAAAUUAAUUACUAUCAAUAAUAUUUUAUGAAUAACCAAAUACAUAACCUACUUCUACUUAAGAGACAAAUUCGAGUCUUUAAAUAGAUCAUUUUUUUAAGAGAUAAAUUGCAAUAUUACAAUAAUCUUUCACUUAAUAAAUGGAAAAGAAAAAACUAGAAAAUAUACUCACUUCAAUUAAAAGAAAACAUGAAAAUGUACUCAUAGAGUACAAUUAGUUAAUAGAGUAAAAGAAAUCUUAAGAGGAAGUGAUUAAGAAUUUUAAAUCAUAAAUUUAAGGAUUAUAAUCUAAAAUAAAUACUUAAUAAAAAGAAACAAAGAGUGAAUAAGGUAUUAAUUUUAUUAAUAAAAUAUAGAAUUUUUAGAAUUAAAAUAUCUCGUUUAAGGACAAUUCGAAGCUAUCUAAAAAUUAUUAUAAAGAGAAUAGUUGACAAAAAUAUUUUUAAAAAGAGUAGGUGAUAGUUCAAUUUUAGAGUAUAUUUAAUUAUAUAUUUUUAGAAUGUUCGAUUAGUUUAUCUCAAAUGCUGAGCAAACAAAUAUGGAUGAUACUGAAGGAAAUUUAAAUAUAGAUAUUAUACCAUCUAAUAAGUUGAUAACUUAAAAGAAAUUAGCUGUAAUGUAAGAAUAAAUGGGUUUACCUGAAAAGAUUUUAUCUUAAUAUGAAGAGAAUUAUAAGGAAUAAUUAAAUUUAUAUGAUUCAUUAUUAGCAGAUGAUUCUAGUAAAUAAUUUUAUAAAUAUCUUUUUUAGGAGUGAAUGAUUCAGAGGAAAGUAGUUUUGGUUAUUUAGGUAAAGAAUAAGCCAGUGAAAUUAGUUGUUAUUUUAAUGAUGCUGAAUAAUUUGCAUAGACUUAAAAUAAGGGAAAGGGAAUUCAUACAAUUUCAAAGGAGAUGUUGAAAAUAAACAUGAUGGAUGUCUAAUUGGCUUAAGCUGCGUAAUAAUUUAUAUUAAAUAUUAAGUUUGAAACAUCAAGAAUUAGUAGAAUAAUAAUAAUAAUAAUAAUAAUAAUAACUUUAAUAAAAGAUCUUACCAGAUGAUUUGAUGGAUCAUGAAAAUGAAGAAUCUUUUGAGAAUUUCUGUGAUGAUGAAUGA
Messenger RNA from Paramecium primaurelia, 1676 nucleotides. NCBI's taxonomy places the organism in Eukaryota, Ciliophora, Oligohymenophorea, Peniculida, Parameciidae. The record is from the annotation of a GenBank genome assembly.